GAGCAACAGGGUGCCUUCGGUGUGCACGAUGUUGCUUGUGCCUUUUUCCCUCAACUUUUUUUUUUCUCUCUCACCGCCCAGGCUGCCUUGUGUUAUUUAGGCAAAGAGAAAAAGGAAGUAGCGACAAGCUAGCUUGGCUAGCCGGUCCGAACCCACACCAUCUUGUGAGGGAAAUAAUGGGCCGGUUUUUAUCUUAGAGACUGCUCCCGUUUCUUUGUUAAAUAUACGCGCCCAGGACAUUUUUUUUCUCGCUCGGUUAAUCCCCCUCCUACCCCAACCCCCCGAGACGCUUACCCGGAUUCAUGAUCUUUCCAAACGGACUAAACCGCUGUUAGCCCCGGUGGUGGAUACUAGUCUGGUCUUCGUCUCACCAGCGGAGAACACGAGCCUUUCUUUUCUUUUUCUUUUUUUUUUUUUAAAUUAUUUGACCACACGGUUGAAUGCAAUCAAGGAUCACGCCGAGACGAUGAGAACAGCACCCGGCACAGGUGCUGCGUGGUGAGAGGGAAGCGGCGGGUGCGGCAUGCUGAGGCCACUCCCCCUGGCCCAGGAUGAGUGUCAGAGAUGGCGCUGCCACCAUGGCAACGAACGCAGGCGGAGGAGGAGGAGGAGGGGGGGGAGGCGGGCCCACUGGCCCUAACAAUCACGAUGGCCGCUCAUACCUGCUCCAGAUCUACCCGCGCUUGGCGGCCCAGUCCACCACCUGCUGCAGCCUCCGAGUGCAGAAGGACGCAACCGCGGCCUCCGUAAUUGCGGACGCUGCCGCGGCCCUCGGGCUGGACCCCGGCCGCAUGUAUGUGCUUGCAGAGGUGAAGGAAUGUGGCGGCGAGGAGUGGGUGCUGGAGGCUGGAGACCUGCCGGCACAGAGGUUUUUGCUGUGGCCUCGGAAAGCCCAGGAGCAACAUCCUCAAAGCCUCGGCUUUUACUUCCUACUACAGGAGAGGAACCACGAUGGCACUAUUUGCUAUGUCCACCUCCCACCUGUGACUAAGGAGCAGGAAGCCCAACUAGCAGCCAGGGGCUUCCUUCCCCCUCCACAGGACGAUUUUGCAGACCUCUGCAACCUCCCCGUCCUCAAUGAGGACAGUAUAUUAAACAACCUGCGCACGCGCUUUUAUAAGAAAAAGAUCUAUACCUAUGCAGGCAGCAUCCUAAUAGCCAUCAACCCCUUCAAGUUCCUUCCCAUCUACAACCCCAAGUACGUCAAGAUGUACGAGAACCACCAGCUGGGAAAACUGGAGCCUCAUAUUUUUGCUAUUGCAGAUGUGGCUUACUACGCCAUGCUCAGGAAGCGGGUCAACCAGUGCAUCGUCAUUUCUGGGGAAAGUGGCUCGGGCAAGACCCAGAGCACCAACUUCCUGAUCCACUGUCUGACUGCGCUCAGCCAGAAGGGCUAUGCCAGUGGCGUGGAAAGGACCAUACUGGGAGCUGGACCGGUUCUGGAGGCCUUUGGGAACGCCAAGACCGCCCACAACAACAACUCAAGCCGCUUUGGCAAAUUCAUUCAGGUGAAUUACCUGGAGACAGGAGUAGUCAGAGGCGCUGUGGUGGAGAAGUAUCUCCUGGAGAAGUCUCGUCUGGUUUCCAGAGAAAAGAACGAGAGGAACUACCAUGUGUUUUACUACCUGCUGUUGGGCGCUUCAGAGGAGGAGAAGAAGGAGUUCAAGCUACUGCCGCCUGAAGACUACUUCUACCUCAAGCAGCAAAACUUUAAGAUAGAAGAUGAGGAAGACCUGCGACAUGACUUUGAAAGGCUGCAGCAGGCAAUGGAGAUGGUCGGCUUCCUUCCUGCCACCAAGAAACAGAUUUUUUUGGUGCUUUCGGCCAUCUUGUAUCUGGGCAACGUGACGUACAGGUGUAAGUCGACGGGCCGAGAUGAGGGGUUGGACGUAGGACCGCCAGAGGUCCUGGCUACGCUGUCUGACCUGCUGAAGGUCAAGGAGGAGCUGCUGGUUGAAGCUCUAACGAAGAGGAAAACUGUGACGGUCAACGACAAGCUGAUCCUCCCGUACAGCCACUCUGAGGCUAUCACAGCAAGAGAUUCCAUGGCCAAAUCUCUGUACAGCGCGUUGUUUGACUGGAUUGUCCUUCGCAUCAAUCACUCACUGCUUAACAAGAAGGAUAUGGAGGAGUCCGUCCCAUGUUUGUCCAUCGGUGUCCUGGACAUUUUCGGGUUUGAGGACUUUGAGACCAACAGCUUUGAGCAGUUCUGUAUCAACUAUGCAAACGAGCAGCUGCAGUAUUACUUCAACAAUCACAUCUUCAACCUGGAGCAGGAGGAGUACCAGGCGGAGGGCAUCACCUGGCACAACAUUGACUACACAGACAAUGUGGGCUGUAUCCAUCUGAUCAGCAAGAAGCCCACUGGCCUGCUUUACCUGCUGGAUGAGGAGAGCAACUUUCCCCAUGCCACAGAUGAGACAUUAUUAGCUAAAUUCAAGCAACAGCACCAGGGAAACAAUUACUUUGUGUCCACACCAGUCAUGGAGCCUGCUUUUGUCAUUCGACACUUUGCUGGGAAAGUCAAAUAUCAAAUCAAGGAUUUCCGGGAGAAGAACACCGACCACAUGCGUCCAGACAUCGUGGCGUUGCUGCGGAGCAGCGACCGCGCUUAUGUGCGGCAACUCAUCGGCAUGGACCCGGUGGCCAUGUUUCGAUGGGGCAUCCUGCGCGCCACCAUCAGAGGCAUUGCUGCUUUUAAUGAAGCUGGCCGCUCCUGGGCCGCCAAAACCUCAGGUGUUGUCCGUCCAAUCUCCAGAACUCCUUUAGGAGAGCUUCAGCGAUCCAAUGCCCCGAUAGACAGAAUGUACAAACGAGCUUCUAUGCUUGAUUUCUACUUUGAUCACUCAGAGGAGCGCCCUCUAGAGGCCUUUGAAGACAUCUUUGCUAGCUAUGAGAGUAAGAAAGACAUGCACGCAGAGAUCAUCAGCUCCAUUAAGAACUUGCCGUUGGAUGGUGAGGACCCUCGCAAGCUGCUGCAGUCCUGGGGUCGCCUCCGCUUCCCUCGACACAUCCUCCAGAAACACAAGCACACCAAACAGAGGCAGGUCAUCCCCAAGAAUUUGCUGGAUUCUCAGUCUCUGAAGUUCAUUGUCAGCCUGACGUUGCAUGAUCGCACCACAAAGUCUCAGCUUCACGUACACAAGAAAAAGAAGAAGCCUCCGAGCAUCAGUGCCCAGUUCCAGACCUCUCUGACCAAACUCUUGGAGACGCUGAACAGAGCAGAGCCUUUCUUCAUCCGUUGCAUCCGCUCCAAUGCUGAGAAGAAGGAGAUGUAUCUGGACGAGGCCUUGGUGGUUCAGCAGCUGCGAUACACAGGAAUGCUGGAAACCGUUCGCAUUAGGAGGUCCGGCUACGGAGCCAAGUACACAUUCCAGGAGUUUAUAGAGCAGUUUAGAGUUUUGCUGCCAAUGAAGGCAGAUGCCUCUAAAGAGGACAUUGCAGCGCUGCUUGAGAAGAAGAUGGGCCUGGACCCCACCACGUACCAGAUAGGGAAAACUAAGGUGUUUCUCAAGGAGCUGGAGCGACAGCAGCUGCAGGACACCCUCCACAAAGAUGUGAUGCAUAAGAUCAUCUUUCUUCAGCGAUGGUUCAGAGGUCGCCUGCAGAGGAAAGAGUUUCUGGACAUGAGACAAGCUGCCAUCUUGAUUCAGCGUUCAUGGCGCAGGUACAUAGAGGAGCGCCGGGGACGGGCAGCCGCUCUGAUCCAGGCUGUGUGGAGGGGGCACAGACAAAGAUCAGAGUACCACCGCCAAAGACAUGGCGCUACCAAAAUACAAGCCCUGGUUAGAGGACAUUCGGCACGCAGAAGGUGCCACUCCCUCCGUGAGGAAAAACAGAGAAAGGAAGAGCAGGAAAAGGCUCAGAAGAGGGCCGAAGAAGAGGAAAGAAGGAAAAGGCAAGAAGAAGAGGAGGAGGCGGCAAGGAGGAGGGCAGACGAGGAGGAGGAAAGGAGAAUGAAGGAAGAAGUAUCAAGGAGAAAGGCAGAAGAGGAGGAGGAGGGGGCGAGGAGGAGAGUGGAGCAAGAAGUGGCCAUCAGGAUAGAGCUGGAAGCACAGAAAAAGAGAGAGGAGGCGGAGAAAAGACUGAGAAAUGAGCCUCAGACAAAAGAGGAUACAGAUUUGGAGCCGGGCACAGAGGAGAUGCUGGACAUCCUUCCUGUCCAGAAGGCAGAGGAGGACAGAGAGGUUAAUACAAGCUCGUAUACAGAGGUGGAGCAGGGCAAGGAUGAUGAGGUGGAGGAUGAAGACGAGGAGUUUGAUUAUGAGACUAACGGUACCCUGCCAGACUCUAGACAGCCCUUUGGUAGGGUCACCUCCAACGCACUAGCGCCCACAUCUCCAGACGAUACCACCGCUGCUUCCGAUGAAAAGAGAGCGCGAGCUCCAGCUAUUAGCAGGGGCCCGUCGGCCAGGAGCCAGGAGAAGAGAGAGCAGAGGAGGCGAAGAGGGCUGGAGCACAACCAGAGGGAGACCGAACGAGCCGCCUCCUCUUCCUCCACCCCAUCCAGCAGCAAGGAUCAAACGUCCCCGCUGAAGAGCGAAAGCCAGGACCCCUCGACGCUAAAAGAGCGAGCAGACAGCAAGGAGCUGGACCAGUACACCUUCGUGGUUAGGAAAGUGAAAGAAGACAAAGGUGGGAAGAAGGAGGCCAAACAGUCUCAUCCUUCUUCCAGUCCUGUUCGUCCCUCUUCGUUACCCCUGCACUCCACUGACGCCUUGUCCGAGAGAAACGGUGUAAACGAGGGCGUCGGAGCAACUAACCUGCAGCGCCGGACUGGGGCGUUUAAGGAGAAACCAGAGAAGUGGAAGGGGAGGAGGAGUAACGGAGAAUACCCAGACAGCUCUUCUCCAACUCGCAACAAGGAGGAAAGGGGGAAAAAGAAGUCGCUGAGUGAAACCGCCUCAGUCGACAGUUUGUAUUCAGCAUUUGAAGUUGCCGGUGCUUUUUCAGCCAAAGAGAUGAUCUCCCCCUCAGAUGUGGAGGGCUCAAAGGGAAGCUCCAUCAGAAGGAAACAACAAGAUGGAUCUGGUCACCAAGACUCUGCACACUUCAUCCCGUCCACACCAGACAAGUCAGGUGGUUUCUUCAGCAAGAUUUUGAAAAAACGUCCGCAUAAGGAGGCCCUGACACCAGACAACGCAGAGCUGACAUUUGCUCAGACUGUCAAUGAGCGGCAAACCGGAGGGGAUGCCCCGACAUCUGCGCAUCUGUCUCGGCCUCUUUCUCAUCGACAUGGCGAUCAUGCUGGUAAAGGUUUAGGCCGCAACCCCACCAUAAAGAUCAGUCGUGCCACACGCGUCUCUGAGCAGUGGAACGCCUCGCUGGAUCGGGAAAUUACCAACGCCAAUGAGCUGCGGCACCUCGAUGAGUUUCUGGGUAACCAGGUGAAUGAUUUCCGCUCCAGGGGGAAGUCGCUUUCAGCCACAGAAGCCAUCUUUGUCACAGCCACCAUGCAGUUCAGGGAGACUAUCAAAGCUAUGUAUUCCCUCCCAAAACCCACCAUUGGCUACAAAGGUCUGAUGACGGGCUACCAGAAGAAAGUAAUCCACCUCGCGGACGAUAAGCAGAAGGGAGAAGUCCAACUGGUGGUCAAUCUAUUCCAAUCGGUUCUGGAUGGUUUCAUCAGAGGAGAGAUGAAGAAGGAGGAGGCUGAGCCAGCAAAGCCUGCUAAAGUGAGGAAGAAGAGGAGGAAAAAAGAUAAAAGUAUGGAGAGCCCACUCGAUCAUGUUUUCGUCAACUAUCAGGUCAACAUUGUGCAGUCAUGUGACCAGUGUAGUUAUUACAUAUGGGGCAUGGAGAAGGCCUACAUGUGCAGCUAUUGUAAAAUGGUGUGUCACAAGAAAUGCCUCUGCAAAAUAGUCACUGACUGCUCCACCUUCUGUGCCAAAAAGGGUGACGAGGAAUCUGGAGGGCUCCACUUUGGUGUGCGUGUGGGGAACCUGGUCAAUGAUAAGAACCCUGUGCCCAUGGUGCUGGAGAUGAUGCUGGAGCACGUGGAGAUGCAGGGCCUCUACACCGAGGGCAUCUACCGCAAGUCCGGCUCUGCCAAUCGCAUGAAGGAGCUGCACCAGCGGCUGGAGACCGACCCCCACCUGGUCUGCCUCGAAGACUACCCCAUCCACACAGUGACGGGCCUGGUGAAGCAGUGGUUGAGGGAGCUGCCGGAUCCACUCAUGACCUUUACCCAUUACAGCGAUUUCCUGCGUGCAGCGGAACUGCCAGAGAAGCAGGAGCAGCUUCUCGCUGUGUACAAAGAGCUGGAGGAGCUCCCAAUGGCAAACUACAGCACGUUGGAGAGACUGGUCUUCCACCUCGUCAGGGUUUGUAAAGAGGAGGCUCACAACCGCAUGUCUCCAAACUCAUUGGCCAUAGUUUUUGCCCCGUGCAUCUUGCGAUGCCCAGACAACGCCGACCCACUGCUUAGCAUGAAGGAUGUCGCCAAGACCACCACGUGCGUAGAGAUGAUCAUCAACGAGCAGAUCAGAAGGUACAACGAGAAGAUGGUGGAGAUCGAGCAGCUGGAGUACGCCGAGGCUCUGGCAGUUAACCAGCUCAAACUCAAGAGACAGAACACGCACUACUGGGAUUUACCUCUCAGGUUCUCAGCUCCUCACAAAGGAGUGGUGGUACACGAGAAGGGGAGUUCCGAUCUCAGCGUGGUCCCUGAGAACGAGCCUCUGGACUCAGACACUGAUGCAGAGAAGAACCUGAUGGAGCGCAUCAAGUCCAUUAAACAGGAGAAAGAGGAUCUGGCCUGCAGACUUCCAGAGAUGGAGCAGCCUGGUUCUGACCAGGAGAACCUGGACUCUGAGGCCUCGCAGAGCUCCGAGAGUCUUCUGGAAGAGCAGCAGCGCUCUUCUGUUCACUGCUCAGAGCCUGAAGGACCAGGCGCCCCCUCGCCGAGGAGACACAGGCCGGUUUGUCCACCCAAACCACCAGAGCUGGCCCAGCGAUCGCACGUCCCCGGUGGACCCGACUCUCGGCCGAAACUUAGCAGCGCUAGCUCCACGUCCUCCGUGUCCAGCUGCGUUUCUUCGCCCUCCCACUCCCCCACCGUCUCCAUCAGGCAGCUGCAGCAGCGCCGCAACCCCAUCAUCCCUGCCACAGUUAAGCUCCCGCACGGUGUCCUCUCCCAUGCAGCCUUCAAAGCAGCGCCGGAUUAUACCCCUCCCGAGUAUCGCGCCUCGAAGUUCUUGGCCAGGAGAAGAGAUCACCCAGGCCGCCGCAAAGACAGCACUCAGUCCCUGUACAUCGACAGCUCUGAGUCUGACCUGAUUUUUUCCUCCUGCCCUCCCUCGAUAUCCUCCUCCUCGAUGGUGACACCACCUCCCCAGCACCAGCACCACCACACUCAAGCCACCGAGGGCCAGAGACGAUUUUCUGACCCGGACAUCCCUUUUAUAGAUGAUGAUGAUGUCUGAGCAGGGCACAACAGAAAUGACAAGCAGUCUUAGUCUGGCCCCGGAUGACCUCGUAAGAAUCCAGAAUCACAGUAAACUCAAACGUGGCUGGAUGUGCUGAAGCCCACACAGGACCUGAGUGCUCCAAAAUCAAGACUGUUCCAUUCACUGUGAUCAGUGGGAACUAGUCAUGGAAAUGCAAAUGUGUCCGCUAUGAUAGUAAAAAUACCUGGACAUGAUGUUGCCAAGCACCUUUUCUAUCAUUUUAAUAUAUUGUGGUUACUGUUGAGUUGGGACAAAGGCUGUGUUCUCUGGAACAUCAUAAUGAUGGACCAGCAUUUUCUUUUUUUUUUUUUACACUUGUGCUAAUACGAGGAGAUAUUGCCGGUUCCAGUUGCACUUUUCCUGUCUUAGUUCUCUGAAUUGGCAAAACAUUCAUACUGAUAUGUUAGCUAGUGCCUUCGAAUUGUACAGUAAGUUGACAAAGAAACUCUUGUCAUGUCAUGGAUAGUGCUCACGGGAGGGAGGGUCUUUUGGGGUUAAGAGCGGGUCCCUUGUGUGAUUGUACUGAACCAACACGUGGCGCGUCUGAAACAAGCACGUUGACAUGCACAUUGGCACUGUUGUAUCGGUGCCUAGUCAGACUUGUUGCAAUGGUCAAUAUUAUCUUCCCACCUACAGGACAGCAAACCCCAGAUAGGAAUUCAUUGUCUCACAGAGCAACGGGAAAUGGGAGCCGCACACGCCACUUUUAUAGCAAAAACACAAACCCAGCCAUGAUGCGACAAACCGUGCCACAAUGUCUUUAAAGCUCAAAGUCCUUGAACUCACCUUGCCGCGUUUUCUAAAAUGAACUCAGCCGAAUCACACUUGCAAUUAAAAAUAAACAUGACAUACCUAAGGAACAGGUUGUGCUAAAGCACAACUUUGGCCCACUUAGUUUGAAACGUGAUACUAAUGUUCCUCCAUGACUGCUGUUGAGUGAUGUCUGUUAGUUUGUCUGAUUAUGAGGAAUAAUGUGUAAUGUGUAACAGAGUGUGUGGUUGGGACUGAAUGACGUGAACUGCAAUGGUUAUUAGUAUUAACAUGACAAUACAGAACGUGAUGCUUGUUACAUCUGCUGCUGUGUGUUAAUGAAAUUUCCUGCAAUGUG
Pungitius pungitius (ninespine stickleback) is the source of this 8556-nucleotide messenger RNA. It is a transcript of the gene myo9bl, whose product is annotated as myosin IXb-like. Gene Ontology annotation, cellular component: myosin complex; lamellipodium; actin filament. The transcript is spliced from 44 exons. The coding region runs from base 552 to 7424 and encodes 2290 amino acids. NCBI's taxonomy places the organism in Eukaryota, Metazoa, Chordata, Actinopteri, Perciformes, Gasterosteidae. The record is from RefSeq and is a predicted model, not a curated record. Gene Ontology annotation, biological process: intracellular signal transduction; lamellipodium morphogenesis; actin filament-based movement. Gene Ontology annotation, molecular function: ATP hydrolysis activity; ATP binding; GTPase activator activity.